This is a messenger RNA of Aphanomyces invadans, 447 nucleotides long. RefSeq lists its product as hypothetical. The transcript is spliced from 2 exons. Bases 1 to 447 code for a protein of 148 amino acids. The record is from RefSeq and is a predicted model, not a curated record. Lineage: Eukaryota; Oomycota; Saprolegniomycetes; Saprolegniales; Verrucalvaceae.
AUGAUUCGAAUCAUGGCCUUGGAAACUGCCAUCGACGCUGGCCUGGACGAGAACGAGUUCUCCGCAAGCUGGUCGUGGCUGAAAGGUUUCAAGAAGCGCUAUCGGCUCUCUAUUCGGGCGCGAACGCGAUGUGGUCAAGACACUCAAGCGGACGGCGAGGCAGCUUUGGCGACUCAUUUGCAAUGCGGCCAAACGGGAGUUAACUACGAGUACCUGCCCACGAAGACUUUGAACGACCGCGGCGCGAGCACAAUUUGGAUCAAGUGUGGCGGCAAGUCCAAGGAACGAGCGACAGCCAUGGUCAUGGCUGACACGACUGGAAAGAAGUACCCGAUGUUCCUGGUUUUGAAGACGGCAGCAUCAAAGGUCAAGAAGGUGGUCCAAGAGAACAAUGCCGUACGUCAAGGAUUUGGGAAGACUGUGUGGAAGCACGUCGAGCCAUUAUAA